Colletotrichum chrysophilum is the source of this 2664-nucleotide messenger RNA. RefSeq lists its product as uncharacterized. Bases 1 to 2664 code for a protein of 887 amino acids. NCBI's taxonomy places the organism in Eukaryota, Fungi, Ascomycota, Sordariomycetes, Glomerellales, Glomerellaceae. Gene Ontology annotation, molecular function: protein binding; structural constituent of nuclear pore. Gene Ontology annotation, biological process: mRNA export from nucleus; ribosomal large subunit export from nucleus; protein import into nucleus. Gene Ontology annotation, cellular component: nuclear pore. The transcript is spliced from 2 exons. The record is from RefSeq and is a predicted model, not a curated record.
AUGCCCAAAGUUAAGAGCUACACGGCUCCGUGGCUGUCCCAUGGCCCCGGCCACAGCUUGUUUGCGCCGUCAACCGACUCCAAGGCGCUGAGCGCGCCGUCGCCGUACCCCAAAAAGAAGAAGACUGUCGGACCAAGGCGGACAAUUGCUCGAAGAGGCACCGAAGUUUUUGUCGCGGUAGGCAAGGAGCUGCGAUGGGGCGAUUUAGCGUACCUGAAGGAGAAGUGGUCAACAAAGUAUGGCCAUCGUCGCAUGGGCAGCCGUGUCAAGCGAGAGGAGUCGACGCAAACAUUCGAGGAUGCGAUCCCCUCGACCGAGGAGGCCGCCACCGCGCAGGGUUUCCGCACCAUCAAGACGCCCGUCGCCGAUGACAUCCGGCAGCUCGUCAUCUCCCCGAACUCCGACUACCUCGCCAUCGUGACGACACACACCGUUCACAUUUGCGUGGUUCCCGACUCAUCCCACCUCACCGCCGAAGAUACUAGUCCCCUGCGACCGAAGAUAUGGACACUUGGGCCUACUACCCACGUCACCUCGCGCGCGUCGGUCGCCUCGGCGAUCUGGCACCCGCUUGGCGUCAAGGGAUCCUGCUUGGUCACAGUCACCACCGAUGCCAUUGUCCGUGUUUGGGAGCUGUCCAUGACCGAUCGCUGGUCCUUCGACUCUCCUACUCUGUCUAUCGACCUCAAGAAGCUCGUCGAUGGCACAACACUUGAUCAAGAUUUCACGGCGUCCACUGCGGCCACGAAUGCCAGCUUCUCGCAAUACUCUCUGGAGAUGCAGGUCGCAUCGGCCUGUUUUGCUGGCCGUGGAUCCGGAGGAUGGAGUCCCAUGACCCUUUGGGUAGCCAUGAGGGAGGGUGAUGUCUACGCUCUCUGCCCUCUCCUACCCCAGAAGUGGGCGCCGCCCCCAACUCUGAUUCCGUCACUGUCUGUGUCCAUUGUCUCCAAGGUGGCCGCUUUGGAAGACGAUCCAGCAGUCUCGGAGAUCGACAAGCUCCUUGCCCAGCAACAGCUCGAGUGGAUGGGUGACUUGGACUCUCAGGAACCGCAAGUCAUCGACACAGCACCGGGCGAGCAGCCGGUGGAAGUCUAUACGCGCCCCUCCCGGCCCGGUGUUGUGCCGCGGCUGCAAGGCCCCUUCGACUUUAUCGCCGAUCCCGACAGCGAAGACUUUUACGACAGCUCGUUGACCGAUAUCAUGGUCAUCGGUAAAAAGGUUGACACGGAGGACCUCAUGAUGGGCGAAGACGAGGACUUGGAUUUUGACGAUGGGGACCAGGAGGGUCUUUCACUGUCCGUCGUCUGCUUGCUAUCCAAGACUGGCCAGGUCCGAGUCUACCUAGACCUGGAAGGGAUCGAGGCUCAAUGGCUGCCACCACGCAACAAGUCGAGACUCGGACGUCUCCUGUCGGCGGCCGAUUUGCCCAGUCUGCUGACUUUUCAAUGCGUCGACACCAUGGCACCAACCGAGAUGAAGGUGGAGGACUCCUGGCCGACAUUCUCGUCGGAUGUCAUGUCUCGGUACUCAAUGUUUGUCACUUCGCAUGCCGGCAUUACCUUCCUCUCUCUGUCUCCUUGGAUCUUUCGUCUUGAGGGUGAGCUUUCAGGCGAGUCGGAGGCAGGCUCAGACUUCCGUCUCGGCCUUCUCGUCAACGGACAGAACUCUAUUCGGGACCGACUCUACACUCAGUCCUCGAACGAUGUCACUGUGCCCCUCGCCGCGAGUGCCGCCAUACGCGACCCUGAUCUCGGAUACUUUCUCUUGUCAGCCACCCCGUACGAACCGGUCGCUCUGACUUUUGAGACACCCGAAGACGAUUUUACCCCUGUACGCCAUGAGACGCCGUACGAAGAGAAGCCUGUCACGAUGGAACCUUUAGAUUUCUACGAGCCUCGUCCAGCCUUCCAGCCGUCUCAUGCUUUUGAGCAGCAAUCCGACCUCCCAGAGCUCAUCAACAGGCUUCGAAGCUCACGUCACAAGACAAUUGUAAACCAAGAGAUUCGUUUGUCUCCAGUGACUCUGCAAAUUCUCACAGACGCUCAUCGCAUCCUGGGCGAGGAUACCUACCGCCUUGGUACUGCCGUUGCGGAGAUUUUCCGCCGCUGCAGCACUCUGCAAGAUGAACUUCGUGAUCAGAUUCAGAAGGCCAACGAGGUCAAGGAGAAGAUUGAUAAGAUUGCGGGCAACGGCAAGGAUGGGGAGGGUGAAAGCGACGAAGCCAGAUUCGAGCGGCGCAUCACAGACGCGCAGGAUCGCCAAAAGCGGUUGAAUGAGAGGCUCGAGAGUGUCCGAAAAUAUGUCGGCAAGGCCGCAACUCGAGAGCUCAGCGCCAAGGAAAGAGCGUUUGUGGAAGAAGUCAAGAGCAUGGAGGCCAGCGUGCUGGGAUCAUCAGAGGACAGUCCGAGAGCCAAGCAACAAAGAUUGCUCAAGAAACGUUUCGAGGACGUGCAGCGGUUACGAGAUGAACUGGUGGCCGAGGUGGAGCGGGUACAGAAGCCAGCCGACGGCACUGAUGUCCAGGAGUCGCCGUCAAAGGCGUCGGAGCUCAAGAUCCCGUCAGAGAUCCGUAAGGCCAAGCUUCAGCAGGUCAUGGGUCUACUGUCGCGUGAGACGGCUUUAGUCGAGGCUGUCACUUCGCGGUUGGAGCGUCUGCAGACAUAG